GCAGUUUGCUUGUAUUUUCUAACAAUGUCUACCUUUAGCCAUGUGACAAAUAAUGUGAAGCAGGUAAGUGACAUCCAACCAGCAGUGAACAGCUAACUAUCAGGUGUAAACUCAUUCUGUGUUUACUGUCAUCAGAGCACAGAAAGGGUGAAAACUUUCUGUGGCUGCUUUCAGGAAGUAACAGCAUACAUAAGAGGUGGAAGUGAAACUAAGCGUUUAUUUCUGUAUCUGCUCUAUCACUGUACAGAAAUGGAAAAGUUUCAGACAAUUCUUAAGAUUGCCACCAAACAAAGCAACUUUGGAUUUGGAUUGGUUGCUCUGAUUACGGCAGGUGGAGAGCAGAUCUUCUCGUCGGUAGCCUUCAAAUGUCCCUGCAAUGAGCUGAGUUUCAUCUAUGGCUUAGUCUUUCUCGUGGUGCCAGCCCUGGCUUUGCUCCUGUUUGGCUUCAUUCUCAGUAAGAAGACUUGGAAACUGACAACAGGGCUAUGUCAUCGGAAGACAAAGCUUUGUAAAUGGAGGAACCUGAAGAGCAUGGGAUUGAGUGUUUUUCAAAUCAGUGCUUGCGCUCUGGUAGCACCGACUAGUUGGACUGCUGUGGCUCUGCUCCAUGGCAGCUAUUACGAGUGUGCAAUGACGGGGGCCAACUUUAGCAGUUACAGACAGGAUUUGUGCAGAGGGGUGAACUCUGAAGUCAAGUGCCAGACAGAGCUGCAAAAGUUUCCUUGUGAAAAGGCUGGAAAUGGGAGAGAGGAAGUUCUGCGAAACCUCAGAGCUCAGUCUCAGAUUCUGGGCUGGCUGCUCAUCGCCUCCAUCAUGAUAUCCAACCUGCUGCUGAUUUGCGUGGCUCGCUGCACCUCCCCGAUCAGUUACCUGCAGCUAAAGUUUUGGAGGGAGUAUGCUGAGGAGGAGAAUGACCUCAUGAAUGCCUACACAAAUAAACAUGCCAAAGAACUUGCAGAGAGAAACCUAAAGAGCUUCUUUAACCAGACAACGCCGGCAAACGUGGUCACUCCCUGCAAUCAGGAUUGGGAGAAGAUUUCCUCCCUCUAUAAGUUCAGCACCAAAGACCACUACUACAGCACUUUACAUAAAUACGUGGAAAACAAGCAUGAGGCUGAAAGCUGCAUUAGGAUGGUUUCAAUUAGAUCAAAUGAGUCUGCAGACAACCCUCCAGUUCUAGACUUUGUGGAUGGGGGAACAGUGUCUCUGUGAGGAUGAAGCGGCUGAACUGAAGGACUUUGGAUUUCAGGUAACUUGCUUUAGAUAAAGCAAACUAGCUGAGAAGCCCCUCCUUUCAUUUACAUUUGUAAUGCUAAUAUUUUUAUUUUUUUAUUGUUUCUCACUAGGCUUGCCUUGUGUUCUGAUGUUAUUCCAAAAAUUACAAAAUCUCAGCUCUUCAUUAUAAGACAAAGACUUGAUGAAUUAUGCUCUACUAAAGCAGUAACAGGGGGACACUGAUCCUGCACUUGAAUACAUGUUAUUAUUGUCACCAUCAUAUAUUGAAGAAGGAUCCACAGAAGCAGAGGAAGCUGGAAAACCUUCUGUCCGAGCUCUGUAGGAGCCCAAACCACCUUUCUGGUUCCGCACAGUGGCAUGAAAGCAUGAAACUAAUGUAGCAUCACAGGGAUGUGCUAGGAAAUCUCCAGUCUGUGGUGAAGGGAUUGAUGUGGCUGGGCUCAGUGUUUGCAGAGAGGAGAAUGUAAGAAUGCCAGUUAUGGUAGUAAUCAUUUCUGUCCUCAGGUUUAGUUCAACACACACACUAGCUAACUAACCAACCUUCAUUUUCCUUUAUUUUUGAACAGUAUAUAAAAUAUGUAAUUUUUCAUCAUAAUAUAUUGUCACCUUGUGAUUGGAAUAAUCAAUCAUUCAACACAUUUGUCAGUCUAAACUACCUUAACUGUAUGAUGUUUAAUACAUCAAAACAAAGAUUACAUAUGCUGUACAUAAAACAAACACGUCUUUAGAGUUUAGAUAUCAUGUAGCCCUCAUAGCAACAAGAGUUAGCUGUGUCUGCAGCAAUCUUGACCCAUUGUUGGAUUUGUCUGUCUUUGGCUUUUUUUAAUCCCAAUUUUUUGACUAAAGAUGUAGAUGAAGUGAUUUUCUCAAAGCAGUCUUUUGCUGCUCAUUAAUUGUAGAUGGAAACAUAGUGGUUCCUGUAAGGGAUUAAACAAAGCUGAAAGUGCACAGACCCAAUUUAAACAACAUGAUUCAACAAAAAAGACUCCUAGUGUUUCAACAGUUAAUAAGAUCUAAAAAUAAUUACUUACACUUACAUUUCAAAAGGUUGAUAUAUUAUAAUUGUCUUCUUAUCUGAGCCCUAAGUGUUGUGUUUGUGGCCUUUUUGGUGCUGCAAUAAAAGACAUCAGGCGGACUUGGAUCUCAACGUCGAUUUAUUUAGCUUCCAUUCAUUCAGCGUCAUCUCUUCUUCUGCUGCAGUAUUACAGCACAGUCCCAGACAACCAAGCACCCCCUUGUGGUCGCCAACAUAAUUACAGUUGUAACAUAUAACACUAAGAACAAACAUUUGUGAAAGGGGAAAGCUGAGAAAGAAAAUAUAUAUAUGUUUUUAAAAGUGUUCAUUGUGUUCACCUUUAAACCUAAAUUGAAAACUUUUCGUGUUUUUGUUGCAGAUCCAGAAGUCUUGGAAUCCUUAAGAAUGAUGCCCAUGGGUUGGCAUGGAUCAGUCGAGUUAGGCGGAAGUAGCUGCUUUAGUAAGAAGAAAAUUGGCUUCAGAUCAACUCUGAUUAGUGGUGAUUAAUGCUUUUUAGUUACUGAAGUUUUUUCUGUUUAUUAUUUUUUUUCUUUUAUUUCAUAAAUGUUAUAUUCAAUCUGAUUCUGAAGGAGGUUUUAUUUUGUAAAAUUAGUGGAUUCUCUCGUAUGUAUAUGUAUGAAUGAAUGAUCUGGUUCCAAUAUUUGUCAUGAUAAAAACUGUAUACUUAAUGGCUGUGUAUUUUCUGAUUAAAUAAGUAACCAUGCAUCUCUUUAAAUAAAACAAAAGUGUUAGUCAGUCAAGCAUACAGAUUAGUGUGGUGGUGUUCAAAUCCUGCCAUUGUAAACAACAGACUGUAUGCAUGUAUAUGUGAAUGAAUGACCUGGUUCCAUUACUGGUCAUAACCAACAGCACAUACUUAAAUCCUGUGUUUUUCUGAAAUAUUUAAACAAGUAACUAUCUCUUUAAACAAAACAAACAGUUACACACUUGAAAGUUUGUUGUACUAAAGUUGAAAGUUUCUUGCACGCCGUCUGCCUUUUUCCAGAUUAAAUCCUGCCUCAUCAAGACAUAUGAAGGUGUGCUGUGGUUC
Messenger RNA from Oryzias melastigma (Indian medaka), 3302 nucleotides. RefSeq names its product calcium homeostasis modulator protein 6. Lineage: Eukaryota; Metazoa; Chordata; Actinopteri; Beloniformes; Adrianichthyidae. The coding region runs from base 250 to 1212 and encodes 320 amino acids. The transcript is spliced from 2 exons. The record is from RefSeq and is a predicted model, not a curated record. Gene Ontology annotation, molecular function: monoatomic cation channel activity.